Messenger RNA from Astyanax mexicanus (Mexican tetra), 3990 nucleotides. It is a transcript of the gene galnt2, whose product is annotated as UDP-N-acetyl-alpha-D-galactosamine:polypeptide N-acetylgalactosaminyltransferase 2. Bases 388 to 2085 code for a protein of 565 amino acids. The transcript is spliced from 16 exons. The record is from RefSeq and is a predicted model, not a curated record. Lineage: Eukaryota; Metazoa; Chordata; Actinopteri; Characiformes; Acestrorhamphidae. Gene Ontology annotation, cellular component: Golgi apparatus.
UUAUGAGGACGAGGUUUACUCUUAGGCGGCCAACAAAGGCUGUGGAGCCCGUGCUGCGGAGCUCCGGGCUCGGUACGACUGUGCCCACCCCCCGUCUCAGCCGAGCGUGAUUGGACCAAAGUCGGUUCCCCUUUCCCCUCUAACCCGGUGAUGUGAUGUUGGCCGUUUCCUGCUUCUUCUGCCCAACUAGUGGCAGCGCGUUUCUUUCACUCCGGCGAAACACACACACAUACACACACACACUCUCUCGCUCGCUCACUCAGCCAGCAAGCAAGCAAGCAAGCUUUGGACAUCAGUGGCUGCUUUAAACGAAGCAAAGGCAAAAGAGAAGAGAAGGAAGCCACAGAAACGUGAAGCAGCAAACGUUAGAAAACCAACCACAACACAAUGCGGAGGAAAUCGAGGAUAUUACUAUGUUUUGCUGUGCUUUGGGUGCUCGGAAUAGCUUACUAUUUCUAUUCUGGAACAACGCUGAACCGAAAGGAUGAUUGGAGUGGGUUAAAUUCAAACAGAAUUCAAGCAAGCCUCAAUUCAGAUGACAGAGCUCACAGCAUGGAAACACUUCCUCCUGGAAAGGUGAGGUGGCAGGACUUUGACCAGGACCUGUACGUGGGAGCUACAGUGGUGAGGCCGGGACAGGAUCCCUACGCCCGAAACAAAUUCAACCAGGUGGAGAGCGACAAACUCAAGAUGGACCGCAAUGUUCCAGACACCAGACAUGACCACUGUCGUCAUAAGCAGUGGAAGUCGGAGCUCCCAGCGUCCAGCGUGGUGAUCACGUUCCAUAAUGAAGCUCGCUCUGCGUUGCUGCGCACUGUGGUCAGUGUGCUAAAGAAGAGUCCUCCUCACUUGGUGAAAGAGAUCAUUCUGGUGGACGACUACAGUGACAAUCCUGAAGAUGGGGCUUUAUUAGGGAAAAUAGAGAAAGUCAGAGUUCUACGAAAUGAUCGACGAGAAGGUCUGAUGCGCUCUCGUGUCCGCGGGGCAGAUGCAGCCACGGCUAAUGUCCUCACUUUCCUGGACAGCCACUGUGAGUGUAAUGAACACUGGCUGGAGCCUCUGCUGGAGAGAGUUGCUGAGGACAAGACGCGUGUUGUCUCGCCCAUCAUCGAUGUCAUUAACAUGGACAACUUCCAAUAUGUCGGAGCUUCUGCUGAUCUGAAAGGAGGUUUUGACUGGAAUCUGGUGUUUAAAUGGGACUACAUGACCCUGGAGCAGAGAAGAGCACGGCAGGGGAACCCUAUCGCCCCGAUCAAGACUCCUAUGAUCGCCGGUGGUCUCUUCGUCAUGGACAAAGGCUACUUUGAGGAGCUGGGGAAGUACGACAUGAUGAUGGACGUGUGGGGUGGUGAAAAUCUUGAGAUCUCGUUCCGCGUGUGGCAGUGUGGAGGCAGUCUGGAGAUCAUCCCCUGCAGUCGAGUGGGACACGUCUUCAGAAAGCAGCACCCGUACACCUUCCCCGGAGGCAGCGGCACCGUGUUCGCCAGGAACACCAGACGAGCAGCAGAGGUCUGGAUGGAUGAUUUUAAGAAUUUUUACUACGCCGCCGUGCCUUCUGCUCGGAAUGUACCCUACGGCAAUAUUCAGAGCAGACUGGAGAUGAAGAAGAGGCUAGGCUGCAAGCCUUUCAAGUGGUACCUGGAGAACGUUUACCCGGAACUUCGGGUUCCUGAUCACCAGGACAUCGCUUUCGGUGCUCUGCAGCAGGGAGGGAACUGUCUGGACACUCUGGGACACUUCGCUGAUGGUGUUGUGGGGGUCUACGAGUGUCACAACGCAGGGGGCAACCAGGUAUCAUUCAGAGCACAGGAAUGGGCUUUAACAAAAGAUAAGUCUGUGAAGCACAUGGACCUGUGUCUGACGGUGGUGGACCGCACAGCGGGCUCUCAGAUCAAACUGCAGGGCUGCAGGGAAAAUGACAGCAGACAGAAAUGGGAGCAGAUUGAGAAUAACUCUAAGCUGCGGCACGUGGGCAGCAACCUGUGCCUGGACAGCCGGAGCGCCCGCAGCGGGGGUCUGACCGUGGAGGUGUGCAGCCCCUCCCUCACUCAGCAGUGGAAGUUCACCCUCAACCUGCAACCCUAGUCCAGCCCGCGCCGGGGUCAGCGCGCUGCUCUCUGAGGAACACUGCCCCAAACGCAGCUCGCCUGCACACGGCCUCCAGCGGGGCCACGGGGCCACGUUAACGGACUACAGAAACACAGUGACUUUUUUCCAUCCAACUAUAUACCUCACCGUUUCUUUUUUUUCUUUUCUUUUCGGUCCAGCUCUUGGAAAGUGAAUCUAAACUCUAAUUUAAAAAAAAAAAAGAAAAAAUGAGGUUUUCCUUCCUGUUUCGAACGCCAGCCAAACGGAUCAGAUUUUUCUUGGUGCCGAUUAAUUUUUUCAUCUUUUUUUUUCUUUCAGUUUGUUUAAUUUCAUCACUUUUUUGUUUGUUUUAAAAAAGGUGACUAUUACUCUGUUGUUUUCUUUUCACGUAACCAAUAUUGUUGAAUGUAAGUGACUCCCUGAGGCUCCCUGCCCGAGCGUGCAGCCUGCUCUGGAAUUUUAAUGAAGACCGUUUCAGUUCUGUUCAGAUCUUCUAGAUUUUCGGCAGAACCGCAGUGAUGAGGGAGGACACGUGUUUGUAUGUGCGUGAGUGAGUGUGUGUAUGCGUGUGAGAAUGAGUGUGUGUGUGUGUACACUUUGAACUGUUGUAAAGAGUGUCCACACAGCAGAACGCCGUUUUGUUUUUUGCUUUGUUUUCUUGUUUUUUUCUUUCUAUAGUUUCUAUCAAAUUGCGUCAAAUCGUCAUUCUGUCCGUCUUGCGUCUUGAAGGUGCAAUGUGUAAAGAUUUGAACUGCUUCCUCUUUGGGCCUCUGGAGCGUUUCUGAGGAGAGGACGGAGGCGUGGAACCCGGGCGCUGUUGCUGCUGCUGGACUUCACAGCACGUAGCACUGGCUGCUACUCUUCAGCAUCUGCCCCAUUCGUUUUGCAUAUGAAACUGACAGUUAUGACAUUUUGGUGGUCAUUUCUGUAUUUCCCACAAGUAACAUUCACGUAAUCAGAACUGUUGGUUUCUUGGAAAUUGUUUCCUUUCAUGAGGUCUUCUCAGUUCUAGCGAUACUUUAUAGUUUUUUGAUAAUUAUGUAGAAUAAUCAAGGUAAUGACAUGGUAACUGUAACUGUGCUCCAGAUAUUUUCUUUUUGAAAAUGUACUUGUGCAUUUUUUUUCUACCCCCUCGCUCUUCAUCAGAGGGGUUAUGUUUUAAAAGAAAAUCUCCUACAGAAGUGUCAAACUGUGUCUCAUCUGAUAAAACAGUGAAAAACAGGAAGCAGAAUUCCAGUCACUGCAGCCCCAUUAGUUAUAUAUAGGUAUUCUGAUCAUCAGCCUUGGACGGUGCUGGACGGAGUUGGACAGUGCUGGAGGGCCUUGGACAGUGCUGGACGGAGUUGGACAGUGCUGGACACAGUUGGACAGUGUCUGACAGUCUAGUUUGUGUAUUGCACAUCAUGUGUUGUUACUUGAUGAUUUCUUGUUGACCUUGUUUUUGAUUUUUCUUGAGAGAAUUAGGGUGAAUAUUAUCUAUUAUCCAUAGCCUUCAACUAUAUCCAUGCUACUGUAAACGGAAUGGGUGACUGACCAGCUCUGAACGUGUCUUUUUUUUUUUAUGGGCAAGGUAACACAUCUGUACUGGAAAUCGCUUGUCUGUCUGUCUGUUUUUUUUUUUUUUUGUCACAGGCCUGAAAGUCUCACAUUCUUUCUUUCUCUUGUUCUUUAUUUCUUUCUGCCUCUCAAAUCAAAUCUCUCAAUCAUGUUGCCAUGUUUUUUUUAAAUCUUCAUUGUCGCUCUCAGAACUUUGACUAUGGUACUGCAGAUGAUGCUGUGAUUGCUGAUUAGUUCUCGGGAAGCAGUUUUCAGUUUCUAUUGUAAAGCAUUGUUUUUUUCUUUUGGCAUAAGUUUCAUUUUACUGUUGUAGUCGGAUAGCCCUGUAGCAUUCUGUAAUUUAUU